AUGAGAUACAUGCCAGAAAUGAAGUCCCCACCACAUCUCCUGAAGAAAUUUUUAGUAUGUGACAUCCCUCUGUAUGACAUCUGUGAUUACAAUGUCACCAGGGACCGGUGCAAGGAGCUUGGGUGCUGCUUCUACAAGGGUGUCUGCUAUGAGAAAGCUGUUCCCAUUUAUGUGCCAGUGUUCUCCACCCUGAUCGUGAUUGUAGCUGGGGUCUUCAUCAUCACCAUCAUUUACAGGAUUGUUCAGGAGAGGAGAGAGAAGCUUUCCGCAAAGAGCUCAAAAACCUCGCAGAAGACGCACUCCUCCAAGAAGGCCAGCGAAAGCCAAGGAAGAGAAGGAACAGAGACAGUCACAGAGGAUGAAGAUGAGGACUGA
Castor canadensis (American beaver) is the source of this 375-nucleotide messenger RNA. It is a transcript of the gene Tex29, whose product is annotated as testis expressed 29. NCBI's taxonomy places the organism in Eukaryota, Metazoa, Chordata, Mammalia, Rodentia, Castoridae. The record is from RefSeq and is a predicted model, not a curated record.